AUGACUUCAUUCUACGAUCUCAGCGCUACAUUACCUGGAGGAAAGCCUUACCCCUUUUCGCAGCUGAAGGGCAAGGUGGUGUUGAUCGUCAAUGUUGCUUCUCAAUGUGGCUUCACACCCCAAUAUAAAGGUCUCCAGGCCUUGUAUGAGAAAUACCACGAGAAGGGCCUCGAGAUCCUUGGGUUUCCUUGCAAUCAAUUUGGGGGACAAGAGCCUGGCACGGAUGAUGAAAUCGCUACAUUCUGUGAGCGUAACCACGGCGUGACUUUCCCACUCAUGGCCAAGUCGGACGUGAACGGGGAUCAGACCAAUGAAGUCUACAAGUGGUUAAAGGAGAGGAAGGCUGGCCUCUUGGGAUUGACCAGAAUAAAGUGGAAUUUUGAGAAAUUCUUGAUUGACAAGGAGGGGAACGUCGUCCAUCGCUGGGCAAGCACCACCAGCCCAGAAGCUAUCGACAAGGAGGUUGCAAAACUCUUGCAGUGA
This is a messenger RNA of Pleurotus ostreatus (oyster mushroom), 483 nucleotides long. RefSeq names its product peroxiredoxin hyr1 (gene HYR1). The transcript has 5 exons. NCBI's taxonomy places the organism in Eukaryota, Fungi, Basidiomycota, Agaricomycetes, Agaricales, Pleurotaceae. The record is from RefSeq and is a predicted model, not a curated record. Bases 1 to 483 code for a protein of 160 amino acids. Gene Ontology annotation, biological process: response to oxidative stress. Gene Ontology annotation, molecular function: glutathione peroxidase activity.